Molecule: messenger RNA, 240 nt
Organism: Haemonchus placei
Lineage: Eukaryota; Metazoa; Nematoda; Chromadorea; Rhabditida; Trichostrongylidae
Source: the annotation of a GenBank genome assembly
AUGGGAGCCAUUUUUGGAAAACAUCGUCCCAUACGGUCAUAUGCUUUUGCCUACAUACAUACUAUGGGUGUGUGCCUAUGUGAAGCUGAUGGUAUGGGUGAGUGUUAUGCAAAUUUCGCUGACGUCAUCUGGGCUGGAAACGACAACGACGACGAUCACCGUAAUGCGACCCAGUACGACAUAGCUGAAUACGAUUCCCUGGCGGAGUUACAGGAACAAUCCCCAAUGAACUUCCAAUAG